UGGGUCUCUGCAGAUGGGCCAGAACAUGAGUCAGCUAGACAGUAACAACUGCUCGUUCGUUUUCGUGGACAACCUGACCAAAACCUUGCAGCUGGCAGUCCACAUUCCCACCUUCCUCCUCGGCCUGGUCCUCAACCUCCUGGCCAUCCGAGGCUUCGGUGCCUUCCUGAAGAGGAGGCAGCUGGAAUACAUGGCCACUUCUAUCUACAUGAUCAACCUGGCUGUCUUCGACUUACUGCUUGUGCUCUCCCUCCCAUUCAAGAUGAUCCUGCCACAAGUGGAGUCCUCCCCCUCACUGGUCUUCUGCACAUUUGUGGAGUGCCUCUACUUCAUCAGCAUGUAUGGGAGUGUCUUCACCAUCUGCUUCAUCAGCCUGGACAGGCUCCUCGCCAUCCAGUACCCUCUUCUGGUCAAUCACUUCCGGUCCCCCAGGAAAACCUUUGGGAUCUGCUGCAUCAUCUGGAUGCUGGUAUGGGUUGGAAGCAUCCCCAUCUACACUUUCCACAGGGGAGUGAAAGGAUACAAGUGCUUCCACAACAUGUCUGACAGCACGUGGAGUGCGAGAGUCUUCUUCCCCCUGGAGAUCUUUGGCUUCCUCCUUCCUAUGGGCAUCAUGGGCUUUUGUUCCUAUAGGAGCAUUCACAUUCUACUGAGCACUCAGGGGACGAAGUGGGUCCAAAAGAGAGCCUGCAUCAUCUGGACCAUUGCUACCAAUCUUGUCGUCUUCGUGGUCUCCUUUCUCCCAGUGCACCUGGGUUUGUUCCUGCAGUUCCUGGUGAGGAACGGCUUUAUCUUGAAUUGCAGAGUGAAGCAGGGCAUCAGCUUGUUCCUGCAGUUGUCUCUGUGUUUCUCUAACAUCAACUGCUGCCUCGAUGUUUUCUGCUACUACUUUGCCAUCAAAGAAUUUCGCAUGGGCAUCAAGGUCCACCGGCCUUCCCAAGUCCAGCUGGUCCAUCAGGAUUCCAUGGUCUCCAGGGCUUAAAGGAAGGUACCCCUCUCAAGGGAAGGAAAUUGCAGUCCCAAAUUCUCAUAAAGACCAUCCGCUUGCCUUUGGACACUCGCUGAGUGCCGUCUUUGUUCUUUUUACUCCCAUGACCUUUUCACAUCACCUGGAUGGGUGACCUAUGUCACACUUGUUUUGGGUUUCCUAAAGAACCAGGUGAAGUCUUCAUUUCUAAGUCUAAAAUGUAUGAAGCAAAAGAACCAAAAAACAAAAUGUAGCUCGAAAAGUCUGUUUCUCAGCUUCCCUGACUUUCCAUUCUGUUGGAGAGCCUAGAAAGGAAGAGAA
Rattus rattus (black rat) is the source of this 1288-nucleotide messenger RNA. RefSeq names its product G protein-coupled receptor 55 (gene Gpr55). Gene Ontology annotation, biological process: positive regulation of Rho protein signal transduction; phospholipase C-activating G protein-coupled receptor signaling pathway. Lineage: Eukaryota; Metazoa; Chordata; Mammalia; Rodentia; Muridae. Gene Ontology annotation, molecular function: G protein-coupled receptor activity. The record is from RefSeq and is a predicted model, not a curated record. Gene Ontology annotation, cellular component: membrane.